CGUUGGCUAACUGCAGCUAGCUUAACGCGGCUGUACGGCAGGCUCAAAGUACAGCACACAGAGUGGCCACAGGGUCGUUGGCUCCCACAGGUGAACAAGCAUGGCCCCGCUCAAGUUCUGUGCGAACAUCUCCUGGCUCUUCACGGAGCUUCCAGACUUCAGUCAGCGAAUGUACGCGGCUGCUUCGGCUGGAUUUCAGGCUGUGGAAGCUGCCUGGCUCUACGACACCGACCUGCAGGACCUUCAGAGGGCCAAAGAGGCUACAGAAGUGGAGGUGGUCCUCAUCAACACCCCUCCGGGAGAUGUUAAAGCAGGUGAACUUGGACUUGGAGCAGUUCCUGGAAGACAAGCAGAGUUCAGACGGGGUCUGGAAUUGGCUUUAAAGUAUGCAAGAGCUUUGGGCUGCAAAAGAAUCCAUCUGAUGGCAGGGAGGGUUCCUGUGGGUUCACACAGAAAGGAUGUUGCCAAGGAGAUGGAGGCCAUCUUUGUGCAGAACCUAAGCUAUGCUGCUGAUAUCCUCUCAAAGGAAGGAAUCACUGGUUUGAUUGAACCGAUCAACACCAGGAUCACAGAUCCCAGGUAUUUUCUGGACUCUCCUCAUCACGCGGCUGCAAUAUUGGAGAAGGUCGGAAAGACAAACAUCAAGCUACAAAUGGAUGUCUUUCACUGGCAGAUAAUGGAUGGAAACCUGACGCAAAACAUCGAGAAAUAUUUCCCCAUAAUCGGUCAUGUUCAGAUUGCUCAGGUUCCAGGAAGGAAUGAGCCUAACACUGCCGGAGAGCUCAACUACAGCUACCUGUUCAACACACUGGAAAAGCAUGGCUACCAGGGAUACAUAGGCUGUGAAUACAAGCCGCUAGUAGGCUCCACAAUGGAAGGUCUGGGUUGGCUCAAAGAUUACUGCACACACAGCAAGUGAUGGACACUGUCCAGUCACAGAGGUCGGGUGUUUGGCGUAUGGCAAGCUUGUUAAAUGAAGUAGCCUGGAUUAAAUUUUUAUAUUAUACAAAUCAUCAAAGUUAAAGGUAUAUAUAUAUAGCAAAUAUUGUUGUUUUUACCCCACUACAUGUAUUUGCUAACAGUUACUGUUUACUUUUAAUAACACAAAAUAUACAUUAAUAAUUAAAUUAUAUCUAUUAAGGUUUCCCUGCAGA
Molecule: messenger RNA, 1154 nt
Organism: Scatophagus argus
Lineage: Eukaryota; Metazoa; Chordata; Actinopteri; Scatophagidae
Gene: hyi
Product: hydroxypyruvate isomerase
Exons: 8
Coding region: 101-919 (272 amino acids)
Biological process (GO): glyoxylate metabolic process
Molecular function (GO): hydroxypyruvate isomerase activity
Source: RefSeq, a predicted model, not a curated record